AUGACAGGCCACACAGAAGAGGAGGCGGCACGCCCGUUUGGAAAAAAGUGCAGAGGGGAAAAGCAUGUGUCCUUUCCUCCUGACGAGGAGAUGGUGUCAGGCUUUGCUGAAAGCAGGGACACACAACGGGAUGGUGACAGUCUAACCUUGACAGAAAUUAUUUUGGCCUACAAGCAGAGCUGCGGAAAGCACAGAGUGGAGCCCAAAGCAGAGAUACAGGAACAAAUAAAGAAUAUUACAUGCCUGUAUAAAAGAGCCAGGUGUUUUGAUCUGAAGGGUGUUCAUUUAGAUUAUCACUCAUGUGAGUCCCUCGAGGAGAUUCUGAAAUCAGUCCAGUUCAAUCUGAUCAACCUGCAGGGGGCCGAGCUUGAGGAAAAUGGAGCUUCAUCACUGCUGGACAUGAUUUUAUACUACGAAUCAGCCACACAUCUGGACAUUUCCUCCAAUGCGAGUAUGGGUGUCUCAGGCUGGCAGGCUCUCGCACGUUUACUCAAACAGAGUGGAUGCCUGUGGAGACUGGAUGCCUGUAACAUCCCCAUGCUGGAGUACCCCGCGCAGGCCCUGUCAAAAGCCCUCCUCUCCAGCAGACUGACAGAGCUACACCUUGAAAACACCUGCCUCAGUGGCAAGCCCCUCUUCACACUCGUCGGGGCCCUGAAGAAGAACUCUGCUCUGCAGGAGCUUUACCUGUGUGACAAUGAGCUCAACAGCUACCAGGAUGCCAUGCAGUUAGGAGAACUGCUUAAAUACAAUCACACCCUGAAAACUCUGAACCUCAGCAAUAACACCAUAUCUGACACAGGGCUGGAGGAACUUUGUGACGGUCUGAGGGUUCAGCAGUCUGGUCUGAGAACAUUAGUGCUGUCUAAUAACCAAAUUACUCACCACGGCAUGACUCAUCUAAAACGCGUUCUGCCCUACUUGAGAACACUGGAAACAUUGGAUCUUGGCAGGAACAAUCUGGAGAACCAAGGGAUCCACAUACUGAAGGAGUCACUCAUGAUGAAUCGCUCCAUAACCCAGCUCAGUCUGGCAUCAGUCGGAAUAACAUGUGAAGGUGCGGUUGUGUUGGCUGAGAUUCUGGCUGAAAGUCGUGUGCUCCUAUCUCUGGAUGUAAGGGAGAACCGAAUUCUCACUGGAGGUCUAAUGGCGUUGGCUUUGGCCCUGAGGAUCAACCACUCUGUUCUCCAAUUAGACCUGGACCAAAACCCCAAAGAGGAGAAGGACGAGUUCCUGAUCGAAAUCCAGAAGACCCUCCUGAGCCGGAUCUCUGAGCUGUGUGUGGCGAACGCGACGGCAGCCUCCUCGGCUUCUGUUUCUCCACGUGACGAAGAGGAGACGACGGCUCCCCUCCCUUCGGCCCCCGGCGCCGCCACCCAAACAGCUGACUAG
Molecule: messenger RNA, 1392 nt
Organism: Colossoma macropomum (tambaqui)
Lineage: Eukaryota; Metazoa; Chordata; Actinopteri; Characiformes; Serrasalmidae
Product: protein phosphatase 1 regulatory subunit 37
Exons: 11
Coding region: 1-1392 (463 amino acids)
Molecular function (GO): protein binding
Source: RefSeq, a predicted model, not a curated record